Anisakis simplex (herring worm) is the source of this 249-nucleotide messenger RNA. NCBI's taxonomy places the organism in Eukaryota, Metazoa, Nematoda, Chromadorea, Rhabditida, Anisakidae. The record is from the annotation of a GenBank genome assembly.
AUGGACAGUAUCAGUCGGAAUUUAGAUAGUCUGAUUUCGACCGAGCAGAUUGAAAGUGAGCCACCACCGUCGUAUCAGGCAGCGAUGGCAUAUCCGGCGAAUGCCAGUACGUUUCCGUCGAUGUGGGAUUCAUCAAACGCGCAUCCGAAACCAAACGAAGGCGGCGCUGUGCCACCCGGCUAUACCUCGUAUCCCCCUUACAAUCAGCAAUUCCCAGCACCCCCACCACCAAUUGCAGGUGAGCAGUGA